Leptomonas pyrrhocoris is the source of this 621-nucleotide messenger RNA. Its product is annotated as putative transmembrane protein. The transcript has a single exon. The record is from RefSeq and is a predicted model, not a curated record. NCBI's taxonomy places the organism in Eukaryota, Euglenozoa, Kinetoplastea, Trypanosomatida, Trypanosomatidae. Bases 133 to 621 code for a protein of 162 amino acids.
AGUGGACUAAAACAGAGCUUCACCACUUGCCUCGGCGCAAAACUCCCAAAGUUUCACAACCACCUUUCAGCCACGCAACUUGAAGCGCAGGUCGCGUUACUCCCAUAGCCGUAACGGUGACGCCUUGCGAAAAUGUCGAACGACGCCGAUAAGGAGCCGACGAAGGAGUCCAGCGGUGGUGUGUCUGGACUUCUGGGCAUUGACCAGAUAGACUGGGGAGGUGAGGCAGGCAAGUUCUACGAGUGCUGGAAGAUCAACCCCUGCUGCGGUUCUCCGGAUGCGAAGAAAAUGCUGUGCUGUCUCUUCUGCUGGUGCUGCUGCAGCUGCUGCUCCAUGUCGAAGCUGUUCGCGUCCAGCGUGGACCAGGAGUGCGCGCUGGUGCCGCAUUGCUUGAUGGCGUGCUUCCUGCCGUGCAUCACGGCGAUCUGUGUCCGCACGAACCUCCGCAACCGCCUGGGCGUACAGGGUAACAUGGUUGGUGACUGCAUCUGCGUGUGGUGCUGCGGCUGCUGUUCACAAUGCCAGGAGCUUCGCUCCGUGACGACCGAGGAGUGGAACCUGCUGGAGCCCGCCUGGAAGACGCCCGAGGUAUCCGCUCCAGAGAUCAUCUUCCUCAAGUAG